Messenger RNA from Sardina pilchardus (European sardine), 2931 nucleotides. RefSeq names its product myocilin (gene myoc). NCBI's taxonomy places the organism in Eukaryota, Metazoa, Chordata, Actinopteri, Clupeiformes, Clupeidae. Gene Ontology annotation, biological process: signal transduction; osteoblast differentiation. The transcript is spliced from 4 exons. Gene Ontology annotation, cellular component: Golgi apparatus. The coding region runs from base 571 to 2016 and encodes 481 amino acids. The record is from RefSeq and is a predicted model, not a curated record.
AAGCUGCAAACUACAGAGGGCACCAACCUAGCUGACCUCAGAUCAGACGCAUCCGCCGCCCCCCUCUCAAUCAUCACACGGCACCGCGACACGACACCGUCCAGAUCACAGAAGGAAACGCUUGUUAGGGAGAAAUCAGAGGUGCAGGACUGCAGAGAGAGGAAGAGUGGAGAGAGAGAGAGAGAGAGAGAGAGAGAGAGAGAGAGAGAGAGAGAGAGAGAGAGAGAGGUCAGGGUGAAGACAUUUGGAAGCUCAUCACAUCAGCUCGGGUUACGGCGGCGUGCACCCCCGGGGACGGCCGAGAGGAAACAAAUUAGCGCCGGCACUAAAGAAGACGCCAAACAGGACGUGUCAACAAGACCCGCAGGAGGAGAGCUGAAGAGAGAGAGAGAGAGAGAGAGAGAAAAGAGCAAAAAGAGAGGAAGAAAGAGAGAGAAAAGAGAAGAGGAAGGAAGAAGACCAAAUCAACAUCUCAUCUGGAUCAAGACACGGCCGAAGCAGCAGCAGUUGACUGUCUGACUCUUGCGCAGGUGUGUGUGUGUGUGUGUGUGUGUGUAGUGCAGCUCCAGCAUGUUGUCUGUGGCCACUCUGCUGUGUGUGUCCUGCCUGCUCACGGCGACGCAGGGUCAGGAGCGGGCGUCCAUGUGGAGGGGGAACGACCGCGGCGGCCGCUGCCAGUACAGCUUCACCGUCAGCAGCCCCACCGAGGCCAGCUGCCCCACCCAGGCCGGAGGUCCCGAGAUGGACACGCUCAAGUCCAGGCUGAGCCUGCUGGAGGUGAUGGUGACCCGACUGGCCGGCGGAGCGGCAGCAUCAGGCGGACCCGGCGCCGACGUCGUCGUCCAGCAGCAGCAGCAGCAGCAGCAGAAGCUCCAGGAGGCGCACAGCCAGGCGAUGAGGGAGAAAGCGCAGCUCCAGCGGGAGAGGGACGGCCUGGACAGGCAGGUGCAGGACCUCCAGAGGAGGCUGGAGGAGACGCGGCAGGAGGCCGAGAGGCUGAGGAGCCGACCCUGCGUCCAGACGCCUCCGGCGGCCGGCUCUCCGCAGCAGGACAGCGGCCUCCGACCUGCAGGAGGUCCCAAUGUGCUGUCUCACCUUGUGCCCAGUGGGCAGACUGGCAGUCUUAGAGACCCAUCCUGGCAUUAUGGAUCCCCGGGGUAUCAAGAGCUCAAGGCAGAGGUGACUGAGGUACCUGUGCCUACAGCAGCAUACAUGGAGGUCGGCACAGGUUGUGGGGAGCUGGUGGCCAUCGGGGAGCCCGAGACCCACCGCAAGGCCGACACCAUCGCGGGCAAGUACGGCGUGUGGAUGCAGGACCCCGAGCCGGUGGCGCCGUACGGGGCCAGCAUGGUGUGGCGCAUCGACACGGUGGGCUCCGAGGUGAAGCAGCUGUUCGGCUACGAGAACAUGGAGCAGCUGGCGCGCGGCUACCCCACCAAGGUGCUGCUGCUGCCCGAGGCCGUGGAGAGCACGGGCGCCACCAUGUACCGCGGCUCGCUCUACUACCAGCGGCGCCGCAGCCGCACCCUGAUGCGCUACGACCUGUCCACGGAGAGCGUGGCCGCGCGCCUGGACCUGCCCCACGCCGGCUUCCACGGCCAGUUCCCCUACUCGUGGGGCGGCUACACCGACAUCGACCUGGCCGUGGACGAGCAGGGCCUCUGGGCCAUCUACAGCACCAACAAGGCCAAGGGGGCCAUCGUCAUCGCCAAGCUGAACCCCCACAGCCUGGAGGUGCUCAAGACCUGGGAGACCAACAUCCGCAAGGCCAAGGCGGCCAACGCCUUCAUGAUCUGUGGCCGACUCUACACGGUGGCCAGUUACAUAGCGGCGGAGACCACCAUCAACUACACCUACGACACGGCCACCAGCCAGGGGAAGGCUCUGUCAGUGCCGCUGAUGAACAAGUACGGCUACAACAGCAUGAUAGACUACAACCCGGUACAGAGGAAGCUGUUUGCCUGGGACAACUUCCACAUCGUAUCCUACGACGUCCGACUGGGCAGGCAGCAGUAGAGGGCAUGAAUCUCCCAAUGACAGGUCACAACAUUGGGACAGUAGUGUGUGCAGCAGGCAUAAUGUACAGCAAUACGCCCUGAAUACUUACAGCACACCAUACCCAAAACGUCACAUAUCAUUACAGACCAAGUAUGUCACAAAAUACAUACUAAAAUAUAUAUUAAGUAGUAUUGAUAAUAUGAGAUAAAUAUGAGUAUUUAAAUAACAAAGACCAAAUUUAAAUCUAACAAAGGAUACAUUACUGAUUUCAAGUCAGCCCCAGGAUGAAUAUUUCUACAGCACACCUGCUGGAUAGCUACGCUUGUGAGAGUGUGUUGUGUACUAAAGUACCCCUUUGUGAGUAGGGCCUACUAUGUUAGUCGGGUGUCCGGUUUGUAUGCUAAUACAGUAUGUUUGUUUUUGAAAGUGUAUAGUAGUGAGUGUGGCGCCCUCUGCAGGCGGUUUGUGUCAGUGGGAAUUUUUAUUUUUUCUCUCAGUGGCACGGUCCACAUAAAGUAUUUUCAAGAAAACAAAAAUAUUUUUCUACUUUUGCUUGUAAAUCUUUUGUGUUGUUUAUGUUUUCUUAUGUGGCACUGAAAAGGGAUUUGAGAGGGUAAGGAACAAAACACAUCUCAUUUCUUUCUUUUAAAAAGACAUGUCCUAAAGAUAAAUAAAAUGUGUCAUUGUAGUGGAAAACAUACACCAAUAUCUGGCAAGAAAAAAGGUUGGAAGCUAGUGUCUAAUGUCCCAUCACACAAAAAUAAAUGGUAGCUUCUUCCCCUCUCAAAUCCUGCAAAAAUGUUUAUAUUAUGAUAAUCUAUCAAUAGUCAUGGUGAGUGCUUUAUGCCUCUUGUUGUAUUUCAAGCAUAAAUUAUGUACAAAUGCCUUAAAUAAAGAUGAUCAUUACCAUGCCAACAAAGACUCUGUGUAUAU